UUAGGUACAUUCAUAACAAUGUUUGCCAUACAUAGAAGGGUGAAAUGAAGGCACUGAUUCACAGAAAGUACAUGUUAUAACAACGUCGCAACAUUAUUUUAGCCAUUUGCUGCCCUUGUCCAUACUUCAAUCUGACUUUAAAUAAAUGACUCUCAAACAGGUUGUACUUCAGUACACUGGGUUUGGGUCACUGAACAGCAAGCUCUUUCAGGUACAAUUAUAGGUUACGCUAUGGCUUCAAAUGCAAAUUAAAUUCGUUUCAAAAUAAAGUUUGCUGCUUGCAGGUUCCAUAAAAACGCGCGUCUGUGUCGAACAACGUUCCAUUUAAAUAAUAUUCCACAGCGUUGCCUGCACGUGGAGUAGUUCUAGUAGAAACAAACUUCAGAGUAAUGUAUCUGGUUGUAGUGCUAUGCAACAAGUAGAUUGACCCUCUACACAGCUAGGUAAAACUUGCACAGUAGCUUAACCUUCUACCACACACGGGCUACGAUUCGCCACACUGUUAUCGGCUCUGAAUUAUUUUUCUGGCUGAAUUGCUGCGGUGUAGCCGAAAUUUGGCUCUCCAGAAGACCUGCCUUCAGGGGGUCUUUUGUUUGGCUCAGUGUCUUUAACCCUUCUCCCGAACAGCAUUUUUGAAUACAUGGACGUGUCUCCUAGGAAACCGUGUAACAACCUUGGAAAUUUCAUAGCAGGAAUUUCUGGCUUUGAAAAUCAUGUCUGACUGCAGUUUUAUAUUCAGUUGUUUCACCAAGUGCAAUUUCCCAAUGAAAAGUUUGGACGAGUGCAUACUUCAACGAGAAUUUUGAUUUCCAACGCUAUUCACACAACACAGAAGCCUAUCCCCCAUUGGAAUUAGACACGACUUUGGCCAAUUUGGCAAUACUAUCGUUUUAUUUCCUAGCACACGUCUGGAACAUUUUUGAUGGAUACACUAUCUAAUAGUCUUUUGUAUACUAAGACAUAUGUGUGUAAAUUUCCCCUUACAAGGCUAUUUCCCAAUUUAAACUAAUUAUAUCUCCAACUAAUGCUGGGUCCACAGCGAUGGUGUUGGCUUGGCUGCUCUGAGAGGAUGAAAAAACAGUUCCCCAUCCCAAAGUUAACUCAAGCUGUCUGACGUCAUACUCCCACAAUGCACACGCUCAGCUACUCGAGCGCUGCGGUAUGUAGAGGGAAAAUAACCAAGGCCUCAAAAAUAACAAAAAAAACACCAAAAAAUUAGAAAUAUGUACGACAGAUAACGGAUAAAGCUUAAAUGGUGGAAGUGAAAGCAUCAGCACUUAGAGUUUACGCCCAACUGGGAUUUCGAAAGUUGCCUCCAUCGACAAAUGCAGUCCUCGAAAGUUCGUGGAAGAUGCUGAUUCAAAGCUGCCCUCUAUGUCCUGCACCUGCCCUACUAGGAGUUGGACGUGUGGUACGUCAUGUCAUUCAGUGUUUUCUUCACGCUCAUUUGUGUGUACAUGCUAUAUAUGCUUGAACACGUAAAAACAACGGAUGAGUACAAAUGCCCUAACCACAGUUACUUAGACUUCACAGCAAGUUUGUUUUAACAUGUUAGUUACAGUGUUAAUAACUAAGCUUUUAAAACCAAAUUCUGAAACAAAGCCAGGAUAUUAAAACAUUUACUUAACUUUAAACAUUUAAAUGGUUCUUCUUCAUUUUUCCUCUCUUUGGCGUAGACAUGUGGCCGCUCUCUCUCCCAGCCCCUGCGCCAGCUCGUUCUGUGAGAAAAUGUACCACGGGAAGGACCACUUGAACAGCAGCCACCACCUGCAGACCCACGACCCCAACAAGCAGAACCUGCAGUGUGAGGAAUGCGGUAAGCACUACAACACGCGCCUGGGCUACAGGCGCCAUGUGGCCACGCACGCCGCCGCCGCCAGCGCGGGGGACCUCACCUGCAAGGUGUGCCGGCAGAGCUUCGAGAGCAUGCCGGGUCUCCUGGAGCACCUGAGCACGCACACGGGCCGACCCCCGCCGGCCGGCGCUACCACCGCCGCCGCCGUGCGGGAGAGGAGGCACCCGUGCGACCACUGCGACCGACGCUUCUACACCCGCAAGGACGUGCGGCGGCACGCCGUGGUGCACACGGGCCGGCGCGACUUCCUGUGCCCGCACUGCGCCCAGCGCUUCGGCCGGCGCGACCACCUCACCCGGCAUCUGAAGAAGAGCCACGCUCAGGAACCCGGCCAGCUGGCGCCCAUGGCCUCCGGCGGCGCAGGGGGUGGCGUCAUGAAGGAAGAGUCCAGCCCCAGCCUUGGCCCUCUGGCGCUCACGAAAGACCCGACCGACGCCUUCUCCAUGAGCCUGUACAACCCUCAACACCUGCAGAGCGCUUCUACCUCAGGGGUACGUCACCACCACCAUCACCACCACCACCACCACCACCCCUCUCUGGUGCCCGGCUCCCUCUCCGCUCCCUUGGGCGUCGGCUGCAGCAUGGAGCCCCCCAAGCUCCAGCAGCAGCAGCUUCAGCAGCAGCAGUACCUGCAGCCGCCCAGGUACCAGUCUGGAUCUACCUCAUACCUGAAGGCGGAGAUGGAGAACCUGCUGGCCGAGCUCCAGUGCGGGCCUCCCCCGCCUCAGGCCGCGGCCCCCGCCUCCUCGUCCCGCCCGGGGGACCUGUUCCCAGAGGGCCUCGCCCAAGACCCCCACUUCUCUCUCAGGAACUCUGCCUUCUCCAACACGGAUCCCGCCGCCGCUGCUAACAUGGACCUGUCCCACAUCCUCGGGUUCCUGCCCUUCGGCUUGCCCCCCUACACCAGCUCCCUGAGCACGGGGGGCCUGGUGAUGGGCUACUCGACCACCACCACCGCUGCCAAUUCCUCCCCCUCUACUGCACAGGUGUCCGGGCCCCUCCCCUCCUCGUUUCAGCUGGCCGCUCAGCCUCAGGAGCCGCAGGCCGGGGGGGCCCUCAACCACCAGCUACCUGCUGUCUUCAGCCCCGCUGGCUUCAGCUCUCACACGUUGCCUCGAUUCCACCAGGCCUUUCAACAGUAAAUAUCACCCUAAGAAUUUGAA
Engraulis encrasicolus (European anchovy) is the source of this 3018-nucleotide messenger RNA. It is a transcript of the gene plagx, whose product is annotated as pleiomorphic adenoma gene X. Gene Ontology annotation, biological process: regulation of transcription by RNA polymerase II. Gene Ontology annotation, cellular component: nucleus. The coding region runs from base 1642 to 2997 and encodes 451 amino acids. The record is from RefSeq and is a predicted model, not a curated record. The transcript has 2 exons. Gene Ontology annotation, molecular function: DNA-binding transcription factor activity, RNA polymerase II-specific; sequence-specific DNA binding. NCBI's taxonomy places the organism in Eukaryota, Metazoa, Chordata, Actinopteri, Clupeiformes, Engraulidae.